Molecule: messenger RNA, 1083 nt
Organism: Physeter macrocephalus (sperm whale)
Lineage: Eukaryota; Metazoa; Chordata; Mammalia; Artiodactyla; Physeteridae
Gene: FAM170B
Product: family with sequence similarity 170 member B
Biological process (GO): fertilization
Cellular component (GO): acrosomal vesicle
Source: RefSeq, a predicted model, not a curated record
AUGAAGCGUCACUUCACGGACCAUAGGGGAGAACAGUCACCAACGGACGGGACCACCCUCAGCCUGGCCAGCCCAGGGUCCAUGGAGGAGAGCGUGGAAGUGCACUGGUCAGGGACCUCUAAGAGAAAGGAGCCGUCUCCACAGCCUGGCCUGGCCGUUCCCCACAAGGAGGACAUCUGCUUCUCCGGCAAGGGUCGGGGCAUGCUGGGCUGGAGCAGCUGGCCAUCGUCCCGGUCCUCCUCCGAGAACCAGUCUUGCUCUUCCAGCACGUGUGGCGGCGAGGACACUGCCCGGCAAAGCAUGUGCGCCUUCUACACCCAUGUGAAGACCGUGCAGGGUGUGGCCGUGGCCUGGGAGACUGACUGUGGCUUUGAGCCGGUCAGUCGGCAGCCCCGCAUCCACGAAGCAGAGUUCAUCAAGAGGCAGAGGCGGAAAGGCUCCUCCUUUGAGAUGGCUUCCAACACCGACCUGCGCUGGGAACUGGAAGCCGGCAAGAACAACACCUGCCCAGAGCCGGACGACACGGAGCUGCUGGUGCCCCUGGAGUGCUGCCUGCAGGAGCUGGGCCACCCAGACUGGCUGGUCACCACCAACCACGGGCUGCGGUGUGUGGCCUGCUGCCGGAUCUUCCCCACGCUGGAGGUGCUGCUGGAGCACGCCCAGUAUGGCAUCCAAGAGGGCUUCAGCUGCCAGAUCUUUUACGAGGAGUUGCUGGAGAGAAGGUGGGCCCGGGGCCAAGUGCAGGAGCAAGAGCCAGAGGAGGAGGGACAGAGCACUUCGGACAGUAGUGAAAGUCCAGGACCCCAUGUCAAUUGCUUCCGUCACAGUCAGAGAAGCAAUGAGCUGGAGGUGAUGUGCCCUGCCCUACGCUCACCUCCAGCGCUGCAGCUGCUCCUUUCCCGGCCAUCAGGACCACAGCCACGGGGGCAGGGAGAGAGGAUGAGGGCCGGGGAAGGAAGCGUGCCGAGAUGGGAGGGCCGUGAGAAGGGACGGGGAACGCACCCUCCAAAGGGCACAGCGUUUCAACUAGAGUCCCUUUCAAAACCCGAAUCAAGUGUUUCUGACGGUGGGUGCAAGACCUGA